CUCCAAGCCACAUCCAUUAAUAGCUGUGCUCUCACUAGAUUCUAGCGACAACUUCAUCCAACCGUCUAACAUAUUUAUUUUUGUUGCAGCCCCCAGGUCUAUUAGAACGUACGUACCCGUUUGGCAUUGAAAGCCUUGGGCAUCAUGCACCGGAGGUAUACUAAAUAUUUGCAGUCCCUACCAGUCCCCGACAGUAGUCCGCGAAGCUGGAUCGUAGCCGUUGAGGCGGUCAUUAACCUUUCCGUGAUCAUGUAUACACGUCAGUAGAUCGAGGCCUACUAGGGCUUCCGUAGGCACGGAGAACAGCGCCAAUCGACAGAAGUGACAUUGUAGCAAUUCCGGACUUUACCUUGUGACGAUCCAUAAGCUUUCUAAUUGAUUGGAAUGAAGAACAGAAUAUUUUUGGAAAGAAAGAGAAUCGGUUCCGGCCUUCAUUUCGUCAUUGCAUUUCUGAAACUGGUGUUUAAAGCAUUGGGAAACUCUUCUUUUUCUGCCAUAAUUCUUGCGCUUUGCUUGCUGAUUUCUGGAGGAUGCUACGAGUAUAUCGCUUAUCAAGUUGGACUGAUUGCCUCCGAAUUUUAUGCUGCCCUGACUUCAAAAAGUUACAUAAGGUUUACUUGGACUAUCAAGUUGUCCGUCUUAUUUGUGGUGUCCAUAUCACUGACCGUCGCCGUAAAGAACAUGAUCUCUGGACAUCUGGCAGUUCUAUUACGACACGCUUUGACUACACGUUUGCACCGGGCUUAUUUUCGAUGCAAACAUUUCUACACACUUAAUCAGCUGGUGGAUCUGGAUAACCCGGAUCAGCGGUUUACUGAAGAUAUCAGCAUUGCUUGUAAUACACUAACAGAAAUUCUUCCACUUUUCAUAAUAAACCCGAUUUUGAUUAUUUUCUAUACGUACAAGUGUGUCGAGAAAGCUGGUUGGCUUGGCCCUAUCUCGGCUUUCCUUUUGUUCAUUGUUUUCGCUGUUCUCACUCGAUCGCUCAUGACCUGGACGUCUACGGCUGUUUACGAGCAAGAAAGACAAGAGGGUAGCUUCAGGUACAUGCACAGUCAACUACGCAGCUGUGCUGAAAGCGCAGCAUUCCUGAAUCUAGGUGUUUCCCAACACUCUCAUUCAACAUGGUCACUCCUCCGCUUGCUUCACGCUUUUCGCGUCAAAGUAAAUCGAAACGCUGUUUUAUACUUUGUAACAACAUUGAGCGCAUAUACCGGAUCAAUCCUCAACUAUCUGGCUAUUGGCAUUGUGCUUUUUGGCGGACUAUUCGGCAACAUGACCUCGUCUGAGAUCACGGUUCUGAUUAGUCAGACGAGUUUUUUCCUUCUCUACCUAAUCAACAAAUUCACUUCUCUAAUCGAGCUUGGCGUACAAAUAGCCGCGCUGGUCGGCGUCGCUAAUCGUAUCCUUACACUGAACAAGUACUUAGUAACCUGCGGAGAUUACGACAACCCAGCCUCCUACUUAGUCCCCGACCUCAUUAAUGCUGUGGGAAUUUUACCAACUUCGUUUCCUCCUCCCGGCUCGAUACCCCCUACAGACGGUGAAACGUUCCUUGUGUUGGAACACAUUUCGAUCGGCAUUCCCCCGGACAUGGAACAGAUUCUGGUGCAUGACCUGAAUUUGACAAUACGUCUUCAGGACCCCAUGCUUAUCAGUGGCCCUAGCGGUGUCGGUAAAACUGCGUUGCUACGCACCCUGGCUGAUUUGUGGCCCGCGUUGGCUUCCGAUCCUUUGAGUCCCGAAGCUAGCCAUUUUUACCGAUCACCUCACUUCAAACAAGUGUUUGUGCCUCAGCAACCGUUUGUGCCCUGUGGUGCGUCCUGUCCAACCGAGCUGUUUUCGAUAUUGGGGCUUAGUCAGACAUCUUUCAACAUCAUUCCCGAAGCUCGUGCUUUGCACUUAGCCUACCUACUGUUGACAAUUGCUGAGGUGCCGCAACUUCGGACUGAUUCGGUGCCUACUAAAUGUCUCAAUGUUGAACCCCGCUUCUUGCACUCGACCACAGCUGUAAACAAUGCAUUUUUGGAAAAUGAACUCACCCACUUUGAUGCUGAGGAGUGCCCACCUGGAUCAACCUUGGGCAGGUAUCAACUAUGUGGAUACUCUCUCGGAUCCUACUUAAAGGCCCUCUCUCUACUGGCUGAAUUUCGUCUUAUCACAGCAGCAGAAUGCCAACGAUUGAAUUCCGUCUUGAUCCGUGAACCAUUCAGGGACUGUGAAGAAAUUAUCGCGAAACGUUUCUGCACAUCGGUUUCUCUCUGCGAUUUUAUUACAACUUUAUUCCACUCAGGUUGUCAACCGGUGCCUCGCGGAGGCGGUCUUGAUGGCAGUGAAUGGAGAUCUUCGUACUCUCCAGGUGAAAUGCAACGUCUUAUGUUGGCUUCUGUAUGCUACCAAUCACCGCACGUGGCGUUCUUAGACGAAGCCACCAGUCAACUAAAUAUGGAGGACGAAGAACAGGCCUACAUAAGCAUGCAAUCUCGUCAUAUCACGACCAUAAGCGUGGCUCACCGUUCAACUGUUCAAAAGUAUCAUAGACAAGAAUUAUCUCUUCGCUCAUACGAAUCUCCUCGUAUCGGAGACACCGAUCGUUGUUCUUCAUGGAGAGCUGCAAGAGAAUUACAUGUCCCCGCUCCCUCCCAGUGGACAUUACGUCGCUACUAAUAAUACCGGAGGGAAUUAUUUUUCUUUUACUUACGUUUUACUUCUCAAUCUGAUCAAUCUUCCGCUCCUCCGAAAUAUCUUGGAGUUUUCCUUUCCUCUAUUUUCCUCUCUUUUAGUUGACUUACCCAUGUUUUUGCAUUCCAUCCUUUAUUUGGAGUGAACUGUCUUUUAGCUACGCCUUUACUUGUCUUUCUCUCUGAUUCCCAUUCUAAACAUCAUUUUUUGUUAGAUUUUCGAUCCCAUUACCCCAUGUAUUAUAUUAGCAGAUGUGCCACACGCUGCAUCAAUUCGCACCGCAACUCAGUUGCCUUUCUUGAGCAGCCUACUCCGUGUAGCUUCCUGUGUCUUCUUAUUUAACUACUAUUAGAGAUUCCAUGCUCUCACGAGUAUAUGUUGGUCUCUAUUGAUUCACGAACGAUUAGUAUUUUCGAGUAUUAUUUGCUACCUUUUGGUGAUCCAGAUUUCGUAAAUACUUCCAGUUAAUUCGCAAAUCAGGGAACCAAAUGCUUCCUUUUACGCCGAUUUUUCUACGUUCACUUAUUUCAAAUACAAACGAAUCACAUUUUGUGAAACUUAUCUUCGGUUAUCCAAUACAUUUAUCACAACUUAACUUCGUUUGUGGACAUCAUUCACAGUCAAACUAAAGUCAGUAACAAACAA
Molecule: messenger RNA, 3327 nt
Organism: Dicrocoelium dendriticum
Lineage: Eukaryota; Metazoa; Platyhelminthes; Trematoda; Plagiorchiida; Dicrocoeliidae
Source: the annotation of a GenBank genome assembly